Ipomoea nil (Japanese morning glory) is the source of this 1870-nucleotide messenger RNA. RefSeq names its product probable receptor-like protein kinase At5g47070. Gene Ontology annotation, molecular function: ATP binding; protein kinase activity. NCBI's taxonomy places the organism in Eukaryota, Viridiplantae, Streptophyta, Magnoliopsida, Solanales, Convolvulaceae. The coding region runs from base 306 to 1667 and encodes 453 amino acids. Gene Ontology annotation, biological process: protein phosphorylation. The transcript is spliced from 4 exons. The record is from RefSeq and is a predicted model, not a curated record.
ACAAAAAAAUUUCUGCUCACAGGCUCCACUUCGCACAUCUCUCGUGACUCAAAUCUCUUUCUCUCUCUUUCUCUCUCUCUUCUGCAACACGACAAUGUGCAGAACCUGCUCCUUUAGCUCUAUUAUAUAUGCUACCACUCCAACCUAUACAUACAUGUUCAGUUGUUGAGUCUGUAUCUAUCUAUCUAUCUAUCUAGACAGACAGCAACUCUAUAGUCUAUAUCCUACCUUUCCGACAUUCAGACAUCCAAACGGUGUACACUUCAGAUUCCAUGUUUUCUUGAAGAGAAUUGCCCUGAGAGAAGAUGAAAUGCUUUCACUUCACGAAUGGGGAGAGGAAGGAGGAAGACGAGGACGGCGUCGUUUCAAGCUCCCGGUCUUCCAAGGUGUCGUGGGCGCGGUCCCUCAGUGUGGCUUCCAGCAGCGUCGACUCGACUCGGCGCUCCGAGUUUGACUCGGACUCCAGGGACUUCACCGACUCGCUCUGCUUCUACCAGCUCCUGGCCCAGCGCCGGGCCAACGAUCUGCGAGUUUUCACCUUCGCCGAUCUCAAAUCCGCCACCCGAGGGUUCAGCCGCGCCCUGGUGAUCGGAGAAGGCGGCUUUGGCUGCGUUUAUAGAGGCGUUGUUAGCGUCCCCGCCCCGGAUUUCAAUUCCAAUGUGGAUGUCGCUAUUAAACAGCUCAAUCGCAAUGGUUUCCAGGGGCACAAGGAGUGGAUUAAUGAAGUCAACUUUCUGGGUGUAGUUAAGCACCCAAAUCUCGUGAAGUUGAUUGGGUAUUGUGCAGAAGACGAUGAGAGGGGGAUCCAACGACUUCUAGUCUACGAGCUCAUGCAUAAUAAAAGCCUAGAGGACCAUCUGUUUUCUAGAUCGCCUAAUGUUCUGUCGUGGAGUUUGAGAUUAAGGAUUGCUCAAGAUGCAGCUCGUGGAUUGGCUUAUCUGCACGAAGAAAUGGAUUUUCAGUUGAUAUUUCGAGAUUUUAAAUCAUCCAACAUUCUUCUGGAUGAAGACUUCAACGCAAAACUCUCAGACUUCGGGUUGGCUAGACAGGGACCAGCUCAAGGACUGGGUCAUGUCUCGACAACAGUUGUAGGAACUGUUGGUUAUGCUGCUCCUGAAUAUGUUCACACUGGCAGACUCACUGCUAAGAGUGAUGUUUGGAGCUUCGGGGUGGUUCUGUACGAGCUUAUCACAGGUAGGCGGGUGCUGGAGCGAAAUCUGCCCCGAGGUGAGCAGAAGCUGUUGGAGUGGGUGAGACCGUACGUGUCGGAUUCAAAGAAAUUCCACGUUAUUCUCGACCCUCGACUAGAGGGACAGAAGUGCACCAAGUCUGCACUCAGACUCGCAUCGCUAGCCAACAAAUGCCUCAUGAAGCAGCCGAAAUCUCGCCCCAAAAUGAGCGAGGUCGUGGAGAGGCUCGGCAACAUCAUCACCGAGACAACUGGAGAUGAAGCUGCUGUGCCCGAUUCUACUGUCAAAGCAGCAGAGGGAGAAGCUGCUAAAGAUGCAGAAGAAGAUGAUGAAUGCGAAGAAGCUGAACCCGAGGUACAGGAAAGCAGUAACCAAAAGAAGGGGUUUGAUUUCAGAGAAAUCAUCAACUUGAGGAACAAAUCGAUUGGCAAGCUGGAUUGGAGAAAUUGGACACCCGGUUUGGUGAGAACCCGGUGAUAGUCUCCUCUCCGGGUAGCCAUCUUCUUCUUUCACUGUCAUGUUUAGUGCCAUUAUAACAUAAGUAGGUCUGUGUGGCUGUUUCUAUGCAAUCCAUUCACCCAUUGUCAUUUUGUGGAAGGAAUGGGUGAAACAGCAAAGCCUCUUUCUGUGUAAAACCUUUUAGAAAAUACAUGAGGCAACCUUAUUAUCUUCAAACAAAA